Messenger RNA from Ceraceosorus guamensis, 2359 nucleotides. RefSeq lists its product as hypothetical. Lineage: Eukaryota; Fungi; Basidiomycota; Exobasidiomycetes; Ceraceosorales; Ceraceosoraceae. The record is from RefSeq and is a predicted model, not a curated record. The transcript has 3 exons. Bases 209 to 2239 code for a protein of 676 amino acids.
CAUACUAGCUCAGACCAGCCUCAGCUCCGACCAUUACUUGCUGCGUCGCCUUUCAAUCUCACCAUCGCCGCAUCACUGACGACUGACCGUGCACGCCUAUCCUUCCAUCGCUCGCUAGACUUGGGCAUACCUCGCUGAUUGCAAGGCGAAUCAGGCGCAUACAAGCUGUUCAGGACAGGUAGGACCGGGCAUUCGCCAACUCGUAAGCAUGCGACUCCAUCCACAUGGACGCACUCGGGCUUGCUCAACCAAACAAAGGCGACCAUUCACUCUCACGACAGCGGUCACACUCACAUGCUUGCUGCUUGCAAUUAGCAGCGCCGCAACGCUGGCAAAACUAGACGAGACGAGGGUAGCAGGUCGGCCUUCGCACAAAGCAUCGGAUUCAGACGGUUUUCGCGCGGCGGCGGCGGCGGCAGCAGCAGCAGCAGCUGCUGCCGGUGCGGCCUCCGCUGAAGACAAGAGACUCUCUGGAGACAGGGAUGCAGGAGUCAAAGCAGACGUGUGGUCCUCCUUGAGUGCGAGACGUCUAGCACAACUGGCUGCUAUCCGCGCUGGUCUCGAUCCAGACAGCGCGGCAAAAGCUGACGGCGGCGACAAAUCACCUGGACGAUGGGCAGACUACGUCCCUUCCGAUGCGCUCCUGGAUCAUCGUACUCAAGGAGCUCUUGGUGGGCAAAAGAUCACUCUGGAUUCGCCGCUUUCUGCGCCUGCUAAGGCCGGCCCAAUUUCCAGAGCCGCGGCACGAAAUAGAGGCGAAACCCAGAGCGGACGGAGAAGCCGUCGCUUUGAAGAAGAGGAAGAUGACGACUACGAGGAGGAUGAGGAUGAUGACUACGAUGAUGAAGAGCCCCUCAUUCCCACUAAACGCAAGGCCGUGCGGCGAUCGCGCAAGCUGGCGCGACGAGCAGCCCAAGCAGGAGAAAGUCUACUGGCGCGCAUCUUUCGAUACUUUGUCUGGUCAUUCGCUUCUAGCUACAGCGCUUCAGCGAUCGUCCUUCGCGUCCUGCUCUUCACGCCUUUGCGAAUUCUGUUUGGAGCUGCGGCGCAUGGAGCUACGGGGACCCUGCGCACGACGGCUUGGGCAUCAGAGUUGAUGCUCUAUCGACCUAUCUCGACUGCAGCGUCGCCGCUGGUCUACCUUGUACAGGGAAUUUUUUUCUUGGUCAUUUGGUCACCAUAUCGCCUGAUACGUGUCGUCGUCAGAGAGCUCUACCCGGUCUAUGUUUUCUUAGGUGCCGCUUUAGCCUUGGGAACAUGCAUAGGGCUUGGUGGAGCGGCGGUGCUGUAUCUCAGCUCAUUCUUCCUGAGCGACACUUCUCCAAUGGAAUCGAGCUUGAACGCCAAGGGCAAAGAAGCGCUCAACGAGACGCACAAAGCAGCAAAGCGCCGCGCUUUUGCGUAUCAAGACGGUGCUCCUCGAGAAGCCGCGUACACAUCCGGCGGCGCCUCUCUAAGCAGACGAGGCAAGGGGGAGAGCGUGCUGGAACGGAGUUUGCGAGAGAUCGAGAGGGAGAAGGCCAGGAGAGGGGAAGUCAUGGACGCGGACCAGAUCUGGGACCGCGAAAGAGCUGCUGCUGCUGCCGAAGCCGAGAGGAUGGAAGCCGUGGGUGUCAGUCUGAACGGCACUCGACGUCGUGGUAGUGCAAGUAACAAUGACCACGUUCCAUCACCAGAGAGCGAUGAGGAUGACGUGGCAUUGGACGACGACUACUUUGGUCGCUACCCGGAUUCGCAUUCGGCGCGCGGAGGUGUCCGACCUGCAUCCAAUGCAUCUGCAGCAACUUCAUCCAUUUCCCGUAGAACGAGUGGUCAGAGCAGCAGCAAGGGUAAAGGCAGAUCUCUGGACGGAUACGAAGACGUGCAUGCACCCAAUAGCAACACGACGUUAAGGUUGGAUACCUCUCCAUCGGAGCUGCAUUCUCCAGUCAGUCAGAUGAAAUUGCCUCUCGGAGCGACUGGGCGUGGAGGAUGGGGCUACGGAAGAGGCGCGGCACCUUUGAACGCCGCGGGAAGCAACCACUCUAGCCCGGCGCAAAGUCCAAUCGCCACUGCCAGGCGACUCCCUAGUCGACCCGGAAGCAUCAAAGAUGCAGAGGUGUAUGGUCACGCUUCGUCCCACACUUCGGCCUCCGGCAGUCCGUACGCAUCGCUCAACAGCACGCCCCUCGCAAGCCCGGACGUGAUCCGCAAACCAUUGCCGGUCGGUCUGAAGCGCAGACUCGGUGCUGGCUCUUGAGAGUGUGGGAUGGAUCACAAGCCACUUUACACCGCCCUUCUUGGCAUCAUCGACUGCGCUGAAUAAUGCCCUUGACGCGCACGCUGACUUUGUCGUACUUGAGGCCAACACUUGUUUAAG